GACAAAUAGACCUUUACUCAAUCUCUCUGUCAAAGCUUAUACAAAGUGACCUUAGAGUCAAACCUAUCUUCUACUUCUUCUUCUUCUUCUCCUUCCUCCUCUCCUCUCUUCUUCUUCUUCUUCUUCAAUGUCUGAUGAACCAGGAGGCUUCUACUACCAUGACCCAUUCCAUGAUGAUCGCUACGCCACCGGUGCAACUGCCUUCUCAUUCUCUACCAGUACUAACUCUUCCCUCUAUAAUUCACCAUCUCAUGAUCUACAUGGUUUAGGCUCUUCACACAUGAGCUUUACUGAGUCUUUACAUGGAUCUACAGACUACAACACAAUCGAAACCGCCUUUGGCUUGUCACCUCCAUCAUCGCAACUAUUUUCUGUAGUCAAAGAGGAGCAAAAGCCGCUGGUGAUGGAUGGUGGAGACACGGUGGUUGGUGUUGGUGAAACUGCGGUUACACCAAACUCUUCGAUCUCUUCCUCGUCUACUGAGGCCGGUGGGGACGAAGACACUAGCAAGAGUAAGAAAGACCGACUACAAAAAGAGGUGGAAGAUGGAGGAGGAGAGAGCUCUAAGAAAGUGAACAAAUCGAAGAAGAAGGUAGAAAAAAUUAAGAGAGAACCGCGGUUCGCUUUCAUGACAAAGAGUGAAGUUGAUCAUCUGGAAGAUGGAUAUAGAUGGAGAAAAUAUGGGCAAAAGGCGGUCAAGAAUAGCCCUUUUCCAAGGAGCUACUAUCGGUGCACUACUCAGAAGUGCACAGUAAAGAAGCGUGUAGAAAGGUCAUUUCAAGAUCCAUCGACUGUGAUAACAACCUACGAAGGCCAACAUAACCAUCAGAUACCGGCAACGCUUAGAGGAAAUGCUGCAGGCGUAAUGUUGCCGCCUUCUAUGCUAACAAUGACACCACCAUUAAUAGCCGGGACAGGCUUUCCUCAAGAAUUUAUAGUUCAAAUGGCUCCAAUGUACAACCAUGGUGGCAUGAGCUCUUUUUACCCCCAAAGUAGCAAUUUAACUCCACUUCAUCAUCAGCAGCUUCAACAUCCUGAUGACUAUGGGCUUUUGCAAGACAUGUUUCCCUCCACUUUUUUUAAACAAGAGCCAUGACUCUUUGAAAGGGCUGCUUGACUUAACGACGAGGUAUAAAAAAAGAUGCAGAGUUGUUUGUCUACUUGGUUAGAGUCAGGUAUGGGACAAUUCAUACAUCUUUGGGCUUUAAUUAUCGAGAAAUAGAGAGAUUACAAAUAGAGCCUAAUGGAACUCCGUUGUUGUUAUUUUAUAUAUGUAUAUGGUUACAAUUAUUUAUAUUCCCAAACGCGUCUAUGAUGUAACACUUGGCAGCCUGUUAGCCAUUGUGUAUCAUCUUACGAGAAUAGAGUAUGGUAUAGAUCAACUAGAAGAGUUGUGCAUAAAAGUAUUUACCCCAAAGAGAAAUAUUAGAAUUUCGACUUUAGAAAAGUAUGGAUUUUCAAUAACAGAAAUUUUGUGAUAUGUUGAAAA
Messenger RNA from Camellia sinensis, 1489 nucleotides. RefSeq names its product WRKY transcription factor 71. Gene Ontology annotation, molecular function: DNA-binding transcription factor activity; sequence-specific DNA binding. Gene Ontology annotation, biological process: regulation of DNA-templated transcription. The record is from RefSeq and is a predicted model, not a curated record. Lineage: Eukaryota; Viridiplantae; Streptophyta; Magnoliopsida; Ericales; Theaceae.